AUGAAAGGAUCCGCUGCUGAGAUUGCUACUAAGAUUGCUACUAAGAUUGCUGCUAAGAUUGCUGCUAAGAUUGCUGCUAAGAUUACUACUAAGAUUGCUGCUGAGAUUGCUGCUAAGAUUGCUGCUAAGAUUACUACUAAGAUUGCUACUGAGAUUGCUGCUAAGAUUACUACUAAGACUGCUAAGACUAAGACGACUAGAACGACUACUACGACCGCUACGACCGCUACUAUUACGACUACCGCUAUAAUUAAGAAAUUCUGCACUUUUCUGCAGAAAAAGUAG
Messenger RNA from Penicillium oxalicum, 285 nucleotides. RefSeq lists its product as uncharacterized. The transcript has a single exon. The record is from RefSeq and is a predicted model, not a curated record. NCBI's taxonomy places the organism in Eukaryota, Fungi, Ascomycota, Eurotiomycetes, Eurotiales, Aspergillaceae. Bases 1 to 285 code for a protein of 94 amino acids.